CGUAACUAAGCGAAGGGAUGACUUGUACGUGAAUACUCGCCAGCUCGCGGUCGUUCGGCCGUUUUGUUGGGUUCGCUUCUCCCAAGCCCCUUCGCCCCGUCCGAGAGCCCUGCCGCGUUGCAGCUCGCCAGCUAUGGACGUCGGGGGCUUGGAUGUCUUCGCCAAAUCAAAGGGCCGCACACUAGUGCAACGCCGCCGGGCAGCAACGUGGACGAUUGAAGGCGCUCGCUUUCGCCGGUGA
This is a messenger RNA of Amoebophrya sp. A120, 241 nucleotides long. NCBI's taxonomy places the organism in Eukaryota, Dinophyceae, Syndiniales, Amoebophryaceae. The record is from the annotation of a GenBank genome assembly.